This is a messenger RNA of Ochotona curzoniae (black-lipped pika), 4012 nucleotides long. It is a transcript of the gene ZRANB1, whose product is annotated as zinc finger RANBP2-type containing 1. Gene Ontology annotation, biological process: positive regulation of Wnt signaling pathway; protein deubiquitination involved in ubiquitin-dependent protein catabolic process; protein K33-linked deubiquitination. The transcript has 9 exons. Gene Ontology annotation, cellular component: nucleus; cytoplasm. Bases 518 to 2644 code for a protein of 708 amino acids. Gene Ontology annotation, molecular function: cysteine-type deubiquitinase activity; K63-linked polyubiquitin modification-dependent protein binding. Lineage: Eukaryota; Metazoa; Chordata; Mammalia; Lagomorpha; Ochotonidae. The record is from RefSeq and is a predicted model, not a curated record.
UUAAAAAAACAACAACAAAAUUCAGACAUUAUAAAGCAAGUGUAUGCUGUACCUAGAUAGCAUAAUCUGUGUUGCUUAUAAUUCAACAUUGCUUGUAGGUUUAUGGUGGUAUUUGGUUUCCUGUCUUGCCUUUGAGACUCUUUAACUGUUAGCAAUGGACCUAACUGAAAUUAAAAUUUGUGGCUUCCUCAGUUUAUUUUCCUUUCCUCUUAGAACAGAUCUGACUUUAUCCUCUGCUCCCCACCGCCACCCUUAGCAUUUCAAAAUGCAAUUUGAUUAGAUCUUGGGGUAAGGGUUUUCUUUAGAUAUUCACCUGUAGUGUAUUUGUGGAAACCGAAGUAGAAAAUUAGGUCCUACCUCUGAAACCUUUGGAAAACUUCGAAGUUGAAGGGUAUAUUUAUUUUUUGCAUGUUUUGGAGCAGAAUUAGGUAAUUAUUGUUUAAUAACCAUCCUAAAUAAUCAUGUCCUGCUUAUUUGUAGCUUCCUGCCUGACAUAAUUCACUUGAAGAAGUGCACAAUGUCAGAACGUGGAAUCAAGUGGGCUUGUGAAUAUUGUACGUAUGAAAACUGGCCAUCUGCGAUCAAGUGUACCAUGUGUCGUGCCCAAAGACCCAGUGGAACAAUUAUUACAGAAGAUCCCUUUAAAAGUGGUUCCAGUGAUGUCGGCAGAGACUGGGAUCCUUCCAGCACCGAAGGAGGAAGUAGUCCUUUGAUCUGUCCAGACUCCAGUGCACGACCAAGGGUGAAGUCUUCAUACAGCAUGGAGAACGCGAAUAAGUGGUCAUGCCACAUGUGCACGUACUUGAACUGGCCGAGAGCGAUCAGGUGUACGCAGUGCUUGUCACAGCGCAGGACCAGGAGUCCCACAGAAUCCCCUCAGUCCUCAGGAUCUGGCUCCAGACCGGUUGCUUUUUCUGUUGAUCCUUGUGAGGAAUACAAUGAUAGAAAUAAAUUGAACACAAGAACCCAGCAUUGGACUUGUUCUAUUUGCACGUAUGAAAACUGGGCGAAGGCUAAAAAAUGUGUCGUUUGUGAUCACCCCAGACCCAAUAACAUUGAAGCCAUAGAGCUGGCAGAGACUGAAGAGGCUUCUUCCAUAAUAAAUGAGCAGGACAGGGCACGGUGGAGGGGGAGCUGCAGUAGUGGCAACAGUCAGAGAAGAUCGCCUCCUGCUGCUAAACGGGACUCAGAAGUGAAGAUGGAUUUUCAGAGGAUUGAGUUGGCUGGUGCUGUCGGUAGCCAGGAGGAGCUUGAAGUGGACUUUAAGAAACUAAAGCAGAUUAAAAACAGGAUGAAAAAGACCGAUUGGCUCUUCCUCAAUGCUUGUGUGGGGGUCGUGGAAGGCGAUUUAGCUGCCAUAGAAGCAUACAAGUCGUCGGGAGGCGAUAUUGCACGCCAGCUCACUGCGGAUGAAGUGCGCUUGCUCAACCGUCCUUCUGCCUUUGACGUGGGCUACACCCUGGUCCACCUGGCCAUACGCUUCCAGAGGCAGGACAUGCUGGCCCUGCUGCUCACAGAGGUGUCUCAACAAGCAGCGAAGUGUAUUCCAGCAAUGGUGUGUCCUGAACUUACGGAACAAAUCCGCAGAGAAAUAGCAGCCUCUCUCCAUCAGAGAAAGGGAGAUUUGGCUUGCUAUUUUCUAACUGACCUUGUGACAUUUACAUUACCAGCAGAUAUUGAAGACCUGCCCCCAACAGUCCAAGAAAAAUUAUUUGAUGAGGUGCUUGAUAGGGAUGUUCAAAAAGAGUUAGAGGAAGAGUCUCCAAUUAUAAACUGGUCCCUGGAAUUGGCUACACGUUUGGAUAGUCGGCUGUAUGCACUUUGGAACCGCACUGCGGGUGACUGCUUACUGGACUCAGUCCUCCAGGCUACCUGGGGCAUCUAUGACAAGGACUCGGUGCUGCGGAAAGCCCUGCACGACAGCCUGCAUGACUGUUCACACUGGUUUUACACACGCUGGAAAGAUUGGGAAUCCUGGUAUUCUCAAAGCUUUGGUUUACAUUUUUCCUUGAGAGAAGAGCAGUGGCAAGAAGACUGGGCGUUUAUCCUCUCUCUUGCUAGCCAGCCCGGAGCAAGUUUGGAACAGACACACAUCUUUGUACUUGCACAUAUUCUUAGACGACCAAUUAUAGUUUAUGGAGUAAAAUAUUAUAAGAGUUUUCGAGGAGAAACUUUAGGUUAUACUCGGUUUCAAGGGGUGUACUUGCCUUUGCUGUGGGAACAGAGUUUUUGUUGGAAGAGUCCGAUUGCUCUGGGCUAUACGAGGGGCCACUUCUCUGCUCUGGUCGCCAUGGAGAAUGAUGGCUAUGGCGGCCGAGGUGCUGGUGCUAACCUGAACACCGACGACGAUGUCACCAUCACAUUCCUGCCUCUGGUCGACAGUGAAAGGAAGUUACUGCACGUACACUUUCUUUCUGCUCAGGAGCUAGGUAACGAGGAGCAGCAAGAGCGCCUGCUCCGUGAGUGGCUGGACUGCUGUGUGACUGAGGGGGGUGUGCUGGUGGCCAUGCAGAAGAGCUCGCGGCGGCGCUGCCACCCGCUGGUGACCCAGAUGAUGGAGAAGUGGCUGGACCGCUACCGGCAGAUCCGGCCCUGCACUUCCCUUUCUGAUGGAGAGGAAGAUGAAGAGGAUGAAGAUGAAUGAAAAGGACCCAGGCACCAGGUCUGCGCUGGCCCCAAAAUGAGUGUGGUACUCCAGCAGAAUGUGCGGCCCCACGUCCUGGUAGGACGUGCCCUGGAAGGCUCUUGUCUGCCCACACCCAGGGGGGUGCACCUGCUGCAUGAGGAGACGGGACUUUGGUUGAACUAGAGUUUGUAAAAAACUAAUUUUAUUAAGACAGAACUUUUUUCCUUUGAAAUUGUAAAUCUGUCUAUAAAUGUAACGCAUGUGGUUGUGUAAGACAGUGUGUACUAGGAGAAGCUGCAGCAGCAUCUUCUGUCCCCGAGCAGCCUCUCCCGCAUGGGCACUUCUACCGCACACGGCAGGAGACUGUUCCUCGCUUAGACCUCACACCAAGCCUCCGAGAUUGGGAAACUUUUGUACAAAUUACCCACAGCAGAACACAAAAAUAAACAAGCAUUUAUUUGAUUAAUAACUUAGUUCCUGUUGUACCCAUUCAAGUCAAAUAUUUAAGGAACAAACUUGAGCUAGUCAUUUUCAUUGCAUUGAGCGAGCCUCACACAACCAUCCCUCUGUCCUGAGUUUCUGUCGCUCUGCUCGUUCUGACAGCCCCUCUCAUUAGGUCAGUACCUGUGUGGGAGUUGCCCAGAGGGUGGGUUCUGCUGCAGACUGAGCAGGCCCACUUGUCCCUGGAUGGGUUCUGUGCGAGUCCACAGAACCCUGUGCAGGCCCUUGGGGGUCUUUCCUGUGCAUCCCCGCUUAGGCUCAUUGGGGACACCACAGUGCAGAAUAAAGAUCUGAAAAAUGCAAUGAGAUGGUACAUGCGUUGUAUGAUUAAUUUCUGUGAAGUUUGAUAAUUUUUGCAUGUUUGUUAAUUGUGGCCAUCCCUAUUUAAGGUUAAAACUAUAAUCUUGGGCAGAAAAAAAAUUAUGGAAAGCAGCAUUUUACCACUUCAGGUGUACAUCCAUUACUGGGUAAAAGUGUCAGAUCUCAGGAGCUCAACAUGUGGCUUCCUGAUAGAAGCACUUUGUAGAAUGUUUACGUGGCAAGGCAUUGCGGAAAACCCCAGUCCCUCCUCUCAAAUACGGAAGUAUAUGUAACCCCGGCCUGACAUGGGCAUACUGGAAACGCAGAAGCACCCAUCGCUGUCACUGCUUUAGUGCGGGCAGAAAAAAAACAAACACAAAACAGCCUGAUUGCACAGAAAUGUAUUUUGACAGAACAUGUUCAUGUCCCAAAUGGCCAUUUCCUUACAUAUGGCUUCUACUUGGUUUGCUUUCCUUUUGGUCAGUAAUAAAUUUCCUUAGAAGGUUAGUUUCAUGACUACUUGGCCUAACGUCUGUAGUAACCUUUCUCCAUUAGUGGGCAGAGAUUGCCAGCUAAGCAAAGUCG